GUACUGCCACCUAAAACAAGUUUGAACAAAUUCUUAGCAAGAAGUGUGUUGGGGUCUGGUCUAUCCAAAACUCAAGACGUUAAAGGUGAACUUUGUUUCCGCAGUGGCUCAUUCAGCUCAAGGUCACUAUGCCCAGAAGCUACUCCAUGAUUUGAUGGAAAACUAUACCAGUGCCCUGCGGCCCGUGGAGGACACAGACAGAGCUCUGAACGUGACUUUACAAAUCACACUCUCGCAGAUCAAAGAUAUGGAUGAGAGGAACCAGGUGUUGAUUGCCUAUCUGUGGAUAAGACAGAGGUGGCACGAUGCUUACCUGAAGUGGAAUAAGGAAGACUAUGACGGAUUGGAGAUCAUCCACAUCCCCAGCAACCUUGUUUGGAGACCUGAUCUUGUCCUCUAUAACAAGGCUGAUGACGCCUUGUCCGGACCCAUGGACACCAACGUCAAGUUACGCUACAAUGGAGAGAUCACCUGGGACGCUCCCGCCAUCACCAAGAGCUCCUGUGUGGUAGACGUCUCUUACUUUCCCUUCGACAGCCAGGAAUGUAAUCUGACCUUCGGAUCCUGGACCUACAAUGGAAACCAGGUGGACAUCUUCAUGGGCAUGGACAGCGGCGACCUAUCCGACUUUGUAGAAAAUGUGGAGUGGGAGUGCCACGGCAUGCCGGCCACCAAGAACGUCAUCAUGUACGGCUGUUGUUCCGACCCGUACCCUGACAUCACCUACACGGUGCUGCUACAGCGCCGCUCUUCCUUCUACAUUUUCAACCUCCUCCUCCCAUGCUUCCUUAUCUCUUUCUUGGCUCCUCUUGGAUUCUACCUGCCUGCAGACUCUGGGGAGAAGGUUUCUCUGGGGGUGACGGUUCUUCUGGCUCUCACCGUGUUCCAGCUCAUGGUGGCCGAGAGCAUGCCUCCCUCAGAGAGUGUGCCUCUUAUAGGCAAGUACUAUAUCGCCACCAUGACGAUGGUCACAGCCUCCACAGCUCUCACCAUCUUCAUCAUGAAUAUCCACUUCUGUGGUCCCGAGGCCAAACCAGUACCCCAUUGGGCGAAAGUCCUCAUCAUUGAUUACAUGUCCAAGAUCUUCUGUGUGUAUGAAGUGGGUGAGAACUGCACCUCCUCCUCAUCCCCGUUCUCUUCAUCCGCUCACUUGGCUCAGAAUGAUGUCAGUCGUCGGUACCUCACCUCCCAUAUUGGAGCAAACGGCCAAGCGGGAUGUCACAAUAGUCGAGAAAAGCGACAGGGUCAAAAGAACCCCAAGCCCCAGACUCCAAAACCACAAGAACAUCCUAAAAUGAAAACUCAGCACCACAUCACCAGGGCAGAGAGGAGCCUCUACUCUACUUUUCCGCUUGGGAAGUAUCAAUGCUCUAAUGGGAAGAUUGCAACAGGGGAUGAUUGUAAAGAUGAGCAGAAGGUUCCACGUUGCCCCAGAGACAAAAAUCCACCCUGUUGCCCCGAAGACAAAAAAACACCAGUCCAAGGCCCUACGGGAACAUUUGGUCCCUGUGUGUUCUGUCAGAAUGUUAACGGCAUCCCUGGUGCGGACCCUAAAUUGGUGCGCAAUGUUGAAUACAUUGCAAAUUGUUUCAGAGAGCAGAGGGCCACAUGCGCCAAGGGGGCUGAGUGGAAAAAAAUUGCUAAAGUGAUGGACAGGUUCUUCAUGUGGAUCUUCUUCAUCAUGGUCUUUCUUAUGAGCAUCCUUGUCAUUGGGAAGGCCCAGUGACCAAUACAGUCGAUCUGGUUUUAUACUGCUGAGCUCUUUAAAUAAGAACCGGACAGUGAAGCGCCAUUAUUUCCGGGCGGGACCGGGUCUCAACCCUAUCACGAAAAGCAAAAAUCUGAUUAAAUGUUAGCCACCCCAAAAUGUUUUGUUAUUGCUUAUAUAGUGGUGCCUUGAGAUCCGUGAUACUCUAACGCGACAACUUUUAUUCACUAACCAAGAAUCUAGCGCAGAUGUGGGCAAACUACGGCCUGCGGGCCGAAUCUGGCCUGUUGGUCUUUUUAAUCCGGCCCGUCGAAGGUUGGUACACAAUUAAGGUUCAAUGUCAACGACUGCAUUCAUUUCAUUUGGACUUGUAAUGACAGGCAUUUCAACGCCAGGUAGCACAGUUACUUGAAGUUGCAGGGCAUAGGGAGGGAGGGGGAGACGAUACGGAAGCCCGCAGAAGCGCCAAGUCAAGCAAAUCCCGUUCGAUACGACGGAAUAAGUGUGUCCAUGCUGCUAUUUUUAUUGGAUCCAAAACAGUGACAUGCAAGUGACUCUUUAUUGCGGUGAGUUUUACUGAAAUAGCGAACAUUUUUAUGUCCUGUAGAUCAUGGCAUCCAAACGAAGAGGAACAGUUUGGCCGCGGAAGAGAAAGUGAAGUGUAUCUGAUUAAACGAAGAGGGUUACAAAGUAUGAAACAUUCAGGAGACGCUUGGAGGAUUAAAGACUCAAAUCUACAAGACUUUGAAAAACGAGGAGCAAUUCUCGCUCAGUCCGAUUCUGGCUGUUUCCAUGCCCAGAGUGAAUUGCUUGCGGCUCGACAGACAGUCAAGUAAAUAAUAAACGUUUCCUGGAAUGGUUUGACUGUUAUCGUGCGAAAAACAUUCCGCAAACUGGACCACUAAGAAGAGAGCAAUCGAGUUCCACAGUGCUAAGACUUCGAAGCGUCCCGUGGCUGGGUUCAAAAGUUCGUUGCACGACAUCAGCUGAGCAACGCUGUCUUGUGUGGUGAUCGAGGGGAGGUCAAAAUCGAGACAGUGAGUGAGUGGAAAGAAAGCCACCAGGUCUUUUACCCGUCUCAUUUUGUAGCAAAUAGUAACUAACUUUGUUAGA
Messenger RNA from Hippocampus zosterae (dwarf seahorse), 2821 nucleotides. Its product is annotated as neuronal acetylcholine receptor subunit alpha-9-II. Gene Ontology annotation, molecular function: acetylcholine-gated monoatomic cation-selective channel activity; transmembrane signaling receptor activity. NCBI's taxonomy places the organism in Eukaryota, Metazoa, Chordata, Actinopteri, Syngnathiformes, Syngnathidae. Gene Ontology annotation, biological process: signal transduction; regulation of membrane potential; monoatomic ion transmembrane transport. Bases 155 to 1726 code for a protein of 523 amino acids. The record is from RefSeq and is a predicted model, not a curated record. Gene Ontology annotation, cellular component: synapse; postsynaptic membrane; neuron projection. The transcript is spliced from 5 exons.